Molecule: messenger RNA, 3268 nt
Organism: Marchantia polymorpha subsp. ruderalis
Lineage: Eukaryota; Viridiplantae; Streptophyta; Marchantiopsida; Marchantiales; Marchantiaceae
Source: the annotation of a GenBank genome assembly
UGGACUUCAGGAUGCAGAUGAAGUUUCGAGCGUGAAAUUCAUUCCCCUGGAUUCGCCAAUAUCAAUCCGACCAUCGACGCAAGAAUGGGUCCAUAAUCAACAGAAGCUGGCCAGGCUACAGAGGACCUGAUUUGCACGACGGCUGGUGCUUCUGCACCGAAUUGGCCGACGUCGCGCCUUGACAAUCGGUCUGCAUGUGAUCCGGAUUUGUGUGACGUGAGUCGAGGCCCCGAUCUCACGCGUGCGAGCAACCUGCAGCAGCACUCAUGCUUCUCCCGAGGCCCAGGCCAUGAUGCCCUUUCGGUGACUAGUCUCGGCGUUCGCCGUUAUUCGCUCUGGCGUAUAGAGGCCGCGAUGAUGGAAGGUUGACCUUCAGCUGAUCACGUUCACUCCCCCUAACGAAGCAGCCCUCUUUGCUCGAUUCGAUUAUGUUCAGAUGAGAAGGAAUGAUGGGGGAGACGAUUUCUCAUAAUUUCAUGGAGACUGUUUCUACCUUCGCACCUCGUGCGUUUCAGAGCUCUGUUUCUGUGGGGGAGGGAACGUGACUUGAUUUGAGAGAGAGACUUGAGCAUGACAACACGAUUUGCUGUGCGCGUAGGCUUGGGCCCCACAGAGACGAGCCAAGCAAUUUCAAGCUCAGCAGUUGGAGGACUGUGGAGUAUCAUGGAUCAGAUCCAGCCUCGGGUCUGACCCCAAAGGCCGGCUCGUUCGUUCGCUCGCUGCCUUGGGUGCAGUGUGGAUUGCCUCUUGAAGCACCUGUUUUCGGGCCCUCUGGAAUAAAAAUAUGAAAUUCUCUCGUCACGCUCCUAGAUUGGAGGCAUGCUGCACUGUGACGAUCUCAUCUGCCAUUCAUUCACGACUUCUCGUGGUAUAUAAGCUCCGAUGGAAGACGAUGCCAUCACCAACCUUUGUCCUUGAGGCACACCACACUCAGUAGUACGUCUUCCAUUUGAAGUUUAUUCCUAUACAGGAAACAUGGAGCUUUGACGGACAUUGCAUUGUGAGGAAUUUGGAAGUAAAAUUGCCAUCGACAUCCCAAUUUCAAAUCAAAAGCAAAAUCAUGGCUGGAGGAGGAAUCGGGCAGAAAUGGGCAGCAGUGCUGCUCAUCGUGGCACUCUGGGGAACUUGCAGCGCGCAGACUUGUGACGAAGGAGACCUGAAGGUUCUGCAAACGUUCAGAGACACAUUCGAAGAUCCUGGCGGCGUGUUUUCGACAUGGAACGGAACCGACUGCUGCACGGGAUGGGAAGGUGUCGAGUGCGCAAGCUCCGGCCGAGUGGUGAGCCUCGAGGUGCAGGCCCCCCACCCACGAUACGGCCCCAACCCCACACCGAAGCCUGGCUUCACAGGCAUCGCGGCAGCGAGCUUGACCGACCUCACUGCUCUGCAGACGCUCAGAGUGGUGGCUGUGUUCUUCAACAGCCCUCUUCCGGACACUUUCGGAAACCUCGCAAAGCUGGAAACAUUGGAAUUCGGUCUGAACAAUCUCACCGGAACCAUCCCCGCCUCCAUCGGCGAGGCCAAAAAUCUGAAGAGCUUGACGAUCAAUGUCAACAUGCCCUUCCCCGAGCAAGACUUCACAGGAGGCCCCAUCCCAGAAAGCUUCUGUGAUCUGACCAAGCUCGAGAUCGUCGCCUUAGCUGCAGUUCGGUUCACGGGCAAGAUCCCGUCGUGCAUCUGCCGAUGGCGCCAGGCGACAUCGAUCGACAUGGCGGUGAAUUCGCUGGUGAGCGAGAUCCCCAAUUGCAUCGGCUACACCUUGGACAAGCUGACAUACCUCGGCCUCGACUACAACAAUUUCACCGGCCCCGUGCCCGCCAUGCUCGGGCGAUUGAAAUCCUUGGAGGAGCUCAAGCUCAACAACAACCAAUUCUCCGGAAAGAUCCCUGCCAGCCUCGGCAGCCUGGAGGUUCUCCGCAGCCUGAGUCUGUCUGAGAACAGUCUGUUCGGUCCAAUCCCUGCCUCGUUCGGGAAAUUGCAGGCACUUGUGUUUUUGGAUCUCGCCAACAAUUACUUGACCAGCAUUCCCAAGGAGCUCGGACUGCUCGGCAACCUCACAUACGUCAACUUGCAGAACAACAAGCUGCUCGGAGCUCUGCCCGAAGAGAUCGGCAAUGCGGGAAUCAAUUCGCAGGAGGGAUUGCAGCUCGACAUCUCGAACAACAUUCUGUCCGGUCGUCUCCCAUUCACUCUGGGGCUUCUCGGCUCCUUCAUCGCCAGCAACAACUACUUCCACGGUGCGUUCCCUCUGUCGCUCGCAGGCGUGCCUUACGUCGAGCUCAACAACAACUUCCUCAGCAGCUAUGGCGACUCCGGCCCUGCACCCGCCGAAUUCGUCAUCCGAGUGCUCGAGCUGCAAAACAAUCGGUUCGCAGGACACAUCCCCGCGUGGCUGACCACCCUGCUGGCCGAGUCUCGACUCAUCACCGAGGUCGACAUCUCGCAGAACAAGUUCAGCGGAGACGUGGGUGCAUUGCUCCUGAACCUUCCCGAGCUGCGCCUGCUGAAUGCUUCCCACAAUCUCUUCCACUCCAAGCUUCCGGCCACCACCUUCAACACCUCCGACAGCUACACCCUCGAUCUGAGCCACAAUGACAUCUGCGGCUCCAUCCCUCUCACCUUCUUCCCCAGUCUGGCCUCCAGCCAGUACAUCGACAUGUCCUAUAACAAUCUGACAGGACCUCUUCCUGACAACGUCGGCCAGCUCGAUAACAUCUCUUACCUCGAUCUGUCUCACAACAUGUUGAGCGGAAAGGUCCCCCAAUCGAUCGACCAGCUCAGGGACACCCUCCAAUUCUUGGACUUGAGCCACAACGAUUUCGUUGGAGACGUGCCCGAGAUUCAGAACGAUAACACCGUCACAUUCAAGUAGAAGCAUCAGCAUCAGCAGCAGCAGCUGCUUCUCACACGAUUAGUGUCUAACUCACAGUAAAUGGAACGCUUGCUCUCGGGGAAGGAUUGAUUAAGCCUUUCUGAUUUCUGAUUGCGGGCGUUUCGAAUUUUCCCACUCCGGUCGUCGAGGAGGUUAGCCGGCAUCGAGCUGGAGUCCAUCGAGUCAACCGGCCCGCCUCCGCAGCAGCAACGUGAUUGAGGAUGGCAUGCGUAGGACGAGUGAUUCAGACUCUUGCUGCCUGGCAGGCUAGCUGUGAUCGAGUCGAUCGCGGUGAUUAUUAAUUACACAGACAGUAGAGCAGAAAUCUCACAAUUUUGUGAACUCGUGCACUUGUACUCUUUGAAAUAACACAAGCCACGUUUAGUUUUUCAUCGU